AUGGGCAAGGACGGCAAGCAGAAGGUGGCGGGCGGCUCCGGAGCGGCGGCGCAGGACGCGCACGACUUCCUCAUCAAGCCGCAGAGCAGCACGCCGCCGCUCGACACGUCGCAGUGGCCGCUGCUGCUGAAGAACUACGAUCAGCUCAAUGUGCGGACCGGGCACUAUACGCCGAUCCCGAACGGGAGCACUCCGCUCAAGCGCCCCCUCGCCGAGUACCUCAAGUAUGGCGUCAUCAACCUCGACAAGCCCGCCAACCCGUCGUCGCACGAGGUCGUGGCGUGGAUCCGCCGCAUCCUGCGGACAGAGAAGACUGGGCACUCGGGAACGCUGGACCCAAAGGUGACGGGGUGCCUGAUCGUCUGCCUCAACCGCGCCACCCGCCUCGUCAAGUCGCAGCAGGGCGCCGGCAAGGAGUACAUUGCCAUCGUGAGGCUGCACGACGCGAUUGACGGCGCGCGCGCGCUGACGGGUGCGCUGGAGCAGCUGACGGGGGCGCUGUUCCAGCGGCCGCCGCUCAUCUCCGCGGUGAAGCGGCAGCUGCGCGUGCGCACCGUCUACCAGAACACGCUCAUCGAGUACGACAAUGAGCGCCACCUCGGCAUCUUUCGCGUGUCUUGCGAGGCAGGCACGUACAUCCGGACGCUCUGCGUGCACCUAGGGCUGGUGCUGGGCGUGGGCGGGCACAUGCAGGAGCUGCGCCGCUCGCGCUCGGGCGCGCUGAGCGAGGCGAAGCACAUGGUGACGAUGCACGACCGGGCCCCGCCCCUCACACGCCGCGCCGCCCGCGGCCGCAGGCACGUCAUCAAGCCGCUCGAGCUGCUCCUCACGCGCCACAAGCGGCUCGUCCUCAAGGACUCCUCCGUCAACGCCGUCUGCUACGGCGCCAAGCUGAUGCUGCCGGGGCUGCUCCGCUUCGCCAACGACAUCGAGGUGAACGAGGAGGUGGUCCUGAUGACCACCAAGGGCGAGGCGGUCGCCGUCGGCAUCGCGCAGAUGACCACCUCGGACAUGGCGCACUGCGACCACGGGGUGGUUGCCAAGAUCAAGCGCGUCAUCAUGGACCGCGACACGUACCCGCGCCGCUGGGGCCUCGGCCCGAAGGCGCUGCAGAAGAAAGCGCUCAUCGCCGAGGGCAAGCUCGACAAGCACGGCAAGCCAAACGAGCUCACGCCGCCCGAGUGGCGUCCGGGGUAUGUGCCGCCGCGCGAGCCGGCGGCGGCGGCGGCGGCCGGCGGGGCGGACGGGGGGGAGGAGGCCAAGGUCAAGAAGGAGAAGAAGGACAAGGGCGAGAAGAAGAAGAAGAAGCGCGACGGCGACGGCGAGGAGGACGGCGAGAAGAAGAAGAAGAAGAAGAAGGACGCCGCCGCGUAA
Molecule: messenger RNA, 1374 nt
Organism: Emiliania huxleyi CCMP1516
Lineage: Eukaryota; Haptophyta; Isochrysidales; Noelaerhabdaceae
Exons: 3
Coding region: 1-1374 (457 amino acids)
Biological process (GO): snRNA pseudouridine synthesis; box H/ACA sno(s)RNA 3'-end processing; rRNA pseudouridine synthesis
Cellular component (GO): box H/ACA snoRNP complex
Molecular function (GO): RNA binding; pseudouridine synthase activity
Source: RefSeq, a predicted model, not a curated record